GGGCAGUCUCCCCUGGACAAGCACUUUUUUUGUAAGUCCUAGGACUGAACUCCAGGACCAGGACUCUUCUCCCAGCCGCUGCGGCCCCCGCUCAGCGACAGGCCUUCCUUGCCAUGCGACCUGUCGGUGUCUGGCAGUGGAGCCUGUGGGGGCUGCUGCUGUGCCUGCUGUGCAGCUCGUGCCUGGGAUCUCCAUCCCCAUCCACGGCCCCUGAGAAGAGGGCUGGGAGCCAGGGGCUACGGUUCCGGCUGGCCGGCUUCCCCAGGAAGCCCUUCGAGGGCCGCGUGGAGAUCCAGCGGGCUGGCGAAUGGGGCACCAUCUGCGAUGACGACUUCACACUGCAGGCUGCCCAUGUCCUAUGCCGGGAGCUGGGCUUCACAGAGGCCACAGGCUGGACCCACAGUGCCAAAUACGGCCCUGGAACAGGCCGCAUCUGGCUGGACAACCUGAGCUGCAGUGGGACUGAGCGGAGUGUGACUGAAUGUGCCUCCCGGGGCUGGGGGAACAGUGACUGUACCCACGAUGAGGAUGCCGGGGUCAUCUGCAAGGACGAGCGCCUCCCCGGCUUCUCGGAUUCCAAUGUCAUUGAGGUAGAGCAUCACCUGCAAGUGGAAGAGGUACGACUUCGACCAGCCGUUGGGCGGGGCAGGCGGCCCCUGCCCGUGACCGAGGGACUGGUCGAAGUCAGGCUUCCAGGCGGCUGGUCGCAAGUGUGUGACAAAGGAUGGAGCGCCCACAACAGCCACGUGGUCUGCGGGAUGCUGGGCUUCCCUAGCGAAAAGAGGGUCAACGUGGCCUUCUACAGACCAAUCAUCAAGCUUAAAGCCAAACCCAAACCCCGAGUGGGCAGGGGGCCCAUCAAGAGGCUGCUGGCCCAGCGGCAGCAACACUCCUUUGGUCUGCAUGGGGUGGCGUGCGUGGGCACGGAGGCCCACCUCUCUCUCUGCUCCUUGGAGUUCUAUCGUGCCAAUGACACCACCAGGUGCCCUGGGGGGGCCCCCGCGGUGGUGAGCUGUGUGCCAAGCCCUCUCUACGCAGCGUCCAGUGGCCAGAAGAAGCAACAGUCGAAGCCUCAGGGGGAGGCCCGAGUGCGAUUAAAGGGUGGAGCCCACCCAGGAGAGGGCCGGGUAGAAGUCCUGAAGGCUGGCACGUGGGGCACAGUCUGUGACCGCAAGUGGGACCUGCAGGCAGCCAGCGUGGUGUGUCGGGAGCUGGGCUUCGGGAGUGCUCGAGAGGCUCUGAGCGGUGCCCGCAUGGGGCAGGGCAUGGGUGCCAUCCACUUGAGUGAAGUUCGAUGCUCUGGCCGGGAGCCCUCCCUCUGGAAGUGCCCCCACAGGAACAUCACAGCUGAGGACUGCUCCCAUAGCCAGGAUGCUGGGGUCCGAUGCAACCUGCCCUACACUGGGGUGGAGACCAAGAUCCGACUCAGUGGGGGCCGCAGCCGACAUGAAGGGCGAGUCGAGGUGCAAACAGGAGGACCUGGGUCCCCUCGCUGGGGCCUCAUCUGCGGGGAUGACUGGGGGACACUGGAGGCCAUGGUUGCCUGCAGGCAACUCGGACUGGGCUAUGCCAACCAUGGCCUGCAGGAGACCUGGUACUGGGACUCAGGGAAUGUAACAGAGGUGGUGAUGAGUGGAGUGCACUGCACAGGGACUGAGCUGUCCCUGGACCAAUGUGCUCAUCAUGGCACCCAUGUCGCCUGCAAGAGGACAGGAAGCCACUUCACUGCUGGAGUCAUUUGUUCUGAGACCGCGUCAGACCUGCUGCUGCACUCGGCACUGGUGCAGGAGACCGCGUACAUUGAGGACAGGCCCCUGCACAUGCUGUACUGCGCUGCCGAAGAGAACUGCCUGGCCAGCUCGGCCCGCUCAGCCAACUGGCCUUACGGCCACCGGCGUCUGCUCCGAUUCUCCUCCCAGAUCCACAACCUGGGACGCGCUGACUUCAGGCCCAAGGCUGGGCGCCACUCCUGGGUGUGGCAUGAGUGUCAUGGGCAUUAUCACAGUAUGGACAUCUUCACUCACUAUGAUAUCCUGACCCCCAACGGCACCAAGGUGGCUGAGGGCCACAAAGCUAGUUUCUGUCUAGAAGACACCGAGUGUCAGGAGGAUGUCUCCAAGAGGUAUGAGUGUGCCAACUUCGGAGAGCAGGGCAUUACUGUGGGCUGCUGGGACCUCUACCGGCAUGACAUCGACUGCCAGUGGAUCGACGUCACAGAUGUGAAGCCAGGAAACUACAUUCUGCAGGUGGUCAUCAACCCCAAUUUUGAAGUAGCAGAAAGUGACUUCACCAACAAUGCAAUGAAAUGUAACUGCAAAUAUGAUGGACAUCGCAUCUGGGUGCACAACUGCCACAUUGGUGAUGCCUUCAGUGAAGAGGCCAACAGGAGGUUCGAACGCUACCCUGGCCAGACCAGCAACCAGAUCAUCUAAGGUGCCACCACCCUCCUCUGCAGACCACAACUGGCCCCCAAUGGCAGGGGUCUGAGGCUGCCAUUACCUCAGGAGCUUACCAAGGAAUCCUUGACGUCAGCAGGCCCACAGCGCUCAUCCACUGUGCACUGUGGGUGUAGAACUGUCAAGCAGAAGUUACUGCCCUCCUGACGCCAGCUGUCUGGAUCUGUGGCCAGGCAUGGGGAAUUUUGCUCCCAGGCCCAGCACGAAACUAAGCACGCCACCAAGAGGCGCACCUGAUUGCCCGCCCAGAAAAACAGACAGCAACAGCUCGUUUUCUUGAAUAGGGAGGUCAGAAUGGUCAACUCCAGUAUCUCCUCUCAGUUCAGGGAGAUACGGCUUUACCUCUAGCCUUUUUGUGGGGGCGAAAGAGCAGUGCGCCACCCUUCCCCUCGUUUUUGAGUAUAACAUGUUGCUAGGUGUAAUUUUAUUUUAUAUAAAAAGUGUUUUUGUGAUUC
This is a messenger RNA of Mesoplodon densirostris (Blainville's beaked whale), 2911 nucleotides long. It is a transcript of the gene LOXL3, whose product is annotated as lysyl oxidase like 3. Bases 114 to 2432 code for a protein of 772 amino acids. Gene Ontology annotation, biological process: inflammatory response; peptidyl-lysine oxidation. The record is from RefSeq and is a predicted model, not a curated record. Gene Ontology annotation, cellular component: membrane. Gene Ontology annotation, molecular function: copper ion binding; protein-lysine 6-oxidase activity. The transcript is spliced from 15 exons. NCBI's taxonomy places the organism in Eukaryota, Metazoa, Chordata, Mammalia, Artiodactyla, Ziphiidae.